GCGAUGGCAGCCGCCUAGCCCGGCGGGCGCGGAGCAGCCCCGAGCUGUGGCUCGUCAGACGGGGCGGCUGGGCCGGGGACACGGGCGUCGCUGCAGCCCGGCUAGCAGAGAUGGGCACCGAGGCUGGCGAGGACAUCACCAUCUCCUUGCCGCCCUUCGCCUCCUCGCGCUUUUGCGCCUUCCUCGAAGGCGGCAGCUGCCGGAGGGGAGGAGCGGCGACGGCGACCACGACGGCCCUGGGUGAGCCGAGCCCGCUGCCGCCGCCGCCGCCACCGGGCAGCUUCUGGAAUGUGGAGAGCGCCGCCGCCGCUCCGGGCGCCACCGGCUGUCCGGCUGCCACCCCCGGGAGCAGCGCCACUCGGGGCCGGGGCAACUCCAGCAGCGGGGGGAGCCGCAGGACCACGGUGGCGUACGUGAUCAACGAGGCCAGCCAGGGGCAGCUGGUAGGGGCGGAGAGCGAGGCCCUGCAGAGCCUGCGAGAGGCGUGCGACGCGGUGGGCGCCACCCUGGAGCCCCUGCAUUUUGGUAAACUGGACUUCGGGGAGACCGCGGUGCUGGAUCGUUUUUACAAUGCAGAUAUUGCGGUGGUAGAGAUGAGUGAUGCCUUCCGUCAGCCGUCCUUGUUUUACCAUCUUGGGGUGAGAGAAAGCUUCAGCAUGGCCAACAACAUCAUCCUCUACUGUGACACUAACUCAGACUCUCUGCAGUCCUUGAAGGAAAUCAUUUGCCACAAGAAUACUAUGUGCACCGGGAACUACACCUUUGUCCCUUACAUGGUGACUCCACAUAACAAAGUCUACUGCUGUGACAGCAGCUUCAUGAAAGGCCUGACAGAGCUUAUGCACCCCAACUUUGACCUGCUGCUGGGGCCCAUCUGCUUACCUCUCACGGACCGUUUCAUUCAGCUUUUGAAGGUGGCCCAAGCAAGUUCCAGCCAAUAUUUCCGGGAAUCUAUACUCAAUGAUAUCAGGAAGGCUCGGAAUCUGUACACUGGUAAAGAAUUGGCAGCUGAAUUGGCCAGGAUCCGGCAGCGAGUUGAUAACAUCGAAGUCUUAACAGCAGAUAUUGUCAUCAACCUGUUACUUUCCUACAGAGACAUCCAGGACUAUGAUUCCAUUGUGAAGUUGGUAGAGACUUUAGAAAAGCUACCAACCUUCGAUUUGGCCUCCCACCAUCAUGUGAAGUUUCAUUAUGCAUUUGCUCUGAACAGGAGAAAUCUCCCUGGAGAUAGAGCAAAAGCUCUUGAUAUUAUGAUCCCCAUGGUGCAAAAUAAGGAUCAAGUUGCUUCAGAUAUGUAUUGCCUCCUUGGUCGAAUCUAUAAAGACAUGUUUUUGGACUCUAAUUUCACCGACACUGAAAGUAGGGACCAUGGAGCUUCUUGGUUCAAAAAGGCAUUUGAAUCUGAGCCAACACUACAGUCCGGAAUUAACUAUGCUGUACUCCUCCUGGCAGCCGGGCACCAGUUUGAAUCUUCUUUUGAGCUUCGGAAAGUUGGUAAUUGUAGCUUGAGAUUUUACGUGGAAAUCAAGAAGUUAGACUCAAAGUUGGUAUUAAUAUUAGAACCAACCAAAAUUUAUCAGCCUUCUUACUUGUCUAUCAACAAUGAAGUGGAAGAAAAAACAAUAUCCAUUUGGCAUGUGCUUCCGGAUGACAAGAAAGGUAUACACGAGUGGGAUUUUAAUGCUUCCUCUGUGAGGGGAGUGAGUAUUUCUAAAUUUGAAGAACGAUGCUGUUUUCUUUAUGUGCUUCACAAUUCUGAUGAUUUCCAAAUCUACUUCUGUACAGAACUUCACUGUAAAAAGUUUUUUGAAAUGGUGAACACCAUCACGGAAGAGAAGGGGAGAAGCACAGAGGAAGGAGACUGUGAAGGUGACUCCCUGGAGUAUGACUAUGAAUAUGAUGAGAACGGUGACCGGGUUGUGUUAGGAAAAGGCACAUAUGGGAUCGUCUAUGCAGGUCGAGACUUGAGCAACCAGGUCAGGAUUGCUAUUAAGGAAAUCCCAGAGAGAGAUAGCAGAUACUCUCAGCCCCUACAUGAAGAAAUAGCCUUGCAUAAGCAUCUGAAACACAAAAAUAUUGUCCAGUAUCUGGGCUCUUUGAGUGAGAAUGGCUUCAUUAAGAUCUUCAUGGAACAGGUCCCAGGAGGAAGUCUUUCUGCUCUCCUUCGUUCCAAAUGGGGCCCAUUAAAAGACAAUGAGCAAACAAUUGGCUUUUAUACAAAGCAAAUCCUGGAAGGAUUGAAAUACCUCCAUGAUAAUCAAAUAGUGCACCGGGACAUAAAGGGUGAUAAUGUAUUGAUUAAUACCUAUAGUGGUGUUCUCAAAAUCUCUGACUUCGGAACGUCAAAGAGACUUGCUGGCAUAAACCCAUGUACUGAAACUUUUACUGGUACCCUUCAGUACAUGGCACCAGAGAUCAUUGAUAAAGGCCCGAGAGGCUAUGGGAAGGCAGCAGACAUUUGGUCUUUGGGCUGCACAAUCAUCGAAAUGGCCACAGGAAAACCACCAUUCUAUGAACUAGGAGAGCCGCAAGCAGCCAUGUUCAAGGUGGGGAUGUUUAAAGUUCACCCUGAAAUCCCUGAGUCCAUGUCUGCAGAGGCCAAGGCAUUCAUACUGAAGUGUUUUGAACCAGACCCUGACAAGAGAGCCUGUGCUAAUGACUUGCUUGUUGAUGAGUUCUUAAAAGUUUCCAGCAAAAAGAAAAAGACACAACCCAAGCUCUCAGUUCUUUCUACUGGAUCCAAUGAGUAUCUUAGGAGCAUCUCCUUGCCGGUCCCUGUCCUGGUGGAGGACACCAGCAGCAGCAGUGAGUACGGCUCAGUGUCACCCGACACAGAGUUGAAGGUGGACCCCUUCUCUUUCAAAACCAGAGCCAAGUCCUGUGGAGAAAAAGAUGUGAAAGGAAUACGGACGCUUUUUUUGGGCAUUCCUGAUGAAAAUUUUGAAGAUCACAGUGCCCCACCUUCCCCUGAGGAGAAAGACUCCGGAUUCUUUUUGCUGAGGAAGGACAGUGAAAGACGAGCCACCCUUCACAGGAUCCUGACUGAAGACCAAGACAAAGUUGUGCGAAACCUAAUGGAAUCUUUAGUCCAGGGAGCUGAAGAACCUAAACUAAAAUGGGAGCACAUCACCACCCUCAUCGUCAGCCUCAGAGAAUUUGUGAGGUCCACUGACCGAAAAAUCAUAGCCACUACGCUGUCGAAGCUGAAGUUAGAGCUGGAUUUCGACAGCCAUGGCAUCAGCCAAGUACAGGUGGUCCUCUUUGGCUUCCAAGAUGCCGUCAAUAAAGUGCUUCGGAAUCAUAACAUCAAGCCACACUGGAUGUUUGCCUUGGACAGCAUCAUCCGAAAGGCUGUGCAGACAGCUAUUACCAUUCUGGUUCCAGAACUGAGGCCACAUUUUAGCCUGGCAUCUGAGAGUGAUACCGCUGAUCCGGAAGACUUGGAUGUAGAAGAUGACCAUGAGGAGCCACCUGCCAAUCAAACAGUCCGAAGACCUCAGGCCAUCAUUGAGGAUGCCGUGGCCACCUCGGGAGUGAGCACGCUCAGCUCCACUGUAUCCCACGAUUCCCAGAGUGCUCACCGAUCACUCAAUGUGCAGCUCGGAAGGAUGAAAAUUGAAACAAAUAGAUUACUGGAAGAAUUAGUUCGGAAAGAGAAAGAAUUACAAGCACUCCUUCAUCAAGCUAUUGAAGAAAAAAACCAAGAAAUUAGACACUUGAAACUUAAAUCUCAACCAAUAGAUAUUCCUGGAUUGCCUGCAUGUCACCUAAAUUCUCCUGGCACCACCACUGAAGAUUCUGAACUUACUGCUUGGCUCAGAGAAAAUGGAGCUGAUGAAGAUACUAUUAGUCGGUUUUUGGCCGAGGAUUAUACACUAGAGGAUGUUCUCUACUACGUGACACGUGAUGACUUAAAAUGCCUGAGACUAAGGGGAGGAAUGCUGUGUACCUUAUGGAAGGCCAUCAUUUGCUUUCGAAACAAACACAUUUGACUCUCACUCAAUUUAAUCUUCGUUGGAGAUUCUGAAAGUGAAUACAGGACUGAUCUUGGGGUAGGAAGAAUCGAAGUGAGAGGAGAAAGAAGCUGCACUUUAAAAUCAGUACUUGUUUACACAUGUUAAACAACAACAACAGAGAAACAUCCUGAAAUUUUCUGCUUCUGCUUCUACAAUUCUUAA
This is a messenger RNA of Dipodomys ordii (Ord's kangaroo rat), 4178 nucleotides long. RefSeq names its product mitogen-activated protein kinase kinase kinase 5 (gene Map3k5). The coding region runs from base 111 to 3992 and encodes 1293 amino acids. Gene Ontology annotation, biological process: intrinsic apoptotic signaling pathway in response to oxidative stress; MAPK cascade; protein phosphorylation. NCBI's taxonomy places the organism in Eukaryota, Metazoa, Chordata, Mammalia, Rodentia, Heteromyidae. Gene Ontology annotation, molecular function: ATP binding; MAP kinase kinase kinase activity. The transcript has 28 exons. The record is from RefSeq and is a predicted model, not a curated record.